UUUAAUCGCCAGGGCGUGGAUGAUAGAUAGCUAGGGUUCUUCGCGCGGUGAUGAAAUUCGGUAAGCGAUUGCAGCAGCAGAUCGAGGAGACGCUGCCGGAAUGGCAGGACAAAUUCCUCUCGUACAAGCAGCUCAAGAAGCGCCUCAAGCUCAUCGCGGCCGAGUGCUUCACCGAUCACCCGUUUGGCGGCCACCAGGAGCAGCAGCAGCGGCGGCGGCCAGCGAAUUCCAGCAACGAGAGCAGCGGCAGCGUCACUGGGCCGGCUGCCAGUAAUGCGGAUCGUCAAUUCCAGGAGAAUGAAGAGGGGCGGGGGCUCACGAGCCAGGAGGUGGAAUUCAUCCGGCUGCUCAACCUGGAGCUCGAGAAAUUCAACGCGUUCUUCAUCGAUAAGGAGGAGGAAUACGUUAUUCGCUUGCAGGAACUCAAGGAGAGGAUCGAACGGGCGCGAGUGGAAAACGCCGAAAGCUCUUUGUCUGGUGGUCCCUAUUUUGACGAGGAGAUGCUUAAUAUCUGGAAGGACUUAGUCACCUUUCACGGGGAGAUGGUGCUUCUCGAGAACUAUAGCUCGCUCAAUUACACAGGCCUGGUGAAAAUCCUAAAGAAGCACGACAAGACAACAGGAGCUCUCUUGAGGCUUCCAUUCAUUCGCAAGGUCCUGCACCAGCCGUUUUACAAGACGGAGCUCCUCUCCAAGCUCGUCCGGGAGUGCGAGAGCAAUCUCCAGUCCAUCUUCCCGGCUGCGAUGCUGGGCGAGACGGUGAUCGAUGCGCCAGUUUCCAUGGAUCCGGCUAAAGUGAGAGACUCGUCACAAGCUGGAGUAUCAUCGUCGGUGGCAGCAGUGGGAUCAUCUUCAUCAGCAGCAGCGAAGGAGGAAGAAGUGGAAGAACAAAAAAAAGAUCUCGAGCGCGAGGGAGGAGGCGAUGGAGAGAGAGCAGAGUGCUCGUCCCCAAAGCAGGAGGAUGGGAAUAUGGAAGGGAUUUACAGGAGCACAGUGGCAGCGCUCCACACUAUCCAGGAGCUUCGCAAAGGCAGCUCCACUUACAGCCCACUCUCGCUGCCGCUCUUCAAUCGCGAGGAGAAUCUGGGCGUCGUGGUGGACGAGUCCACUGUGUCGUGCUAGCGGCGAGCUCUUGAUCGAAUACAAACUCGCUGGCGCUUGUACCCUGGUUUUCAUAUUUUCUGGCGCGUCAAAUCUGGACCGUUGGUGUGUUUAGGGUUCUUGGAGAGUUGAAGCUCGAGACCUUUACAAGCAAGCCUAUGGUCGAAUCAAAGUUAACCUUUUUUAAAA
Messenger RNA from Selaginella moellendorffii, 1289 nucleotides. Its product is annotated as SPX domain-containing protein 1. The coding region runs from base 51 to 1121 and encodes 356 amino acids. The transcript has 3 exons. The record is from RefSeq and is a predicted model, not a curated record. Lineage: Eukaryota; Viridiplantae; Streptophyta; Lycopodiopsida; Selaginellales; Selaginellaceae. Gene Ontology annotation, biological process: cellular response to phosphate starvation.